Molecule: messenger RNA, 1765 nt
Organism: Sitodiplosis mosellana (orange wheat blossom midge)
Lineage: Eukaryota; Metazoa; Arthropoda; Insecta; Diptera; Cecidomyiidae
Product: serine/threonine-protein phosphatase 6 regulatory ankyrin repeat subunit B-like
Exons: 20
Coding region: 8-1681 (557 amino acids)
Molecular function (GO): protein binding
Source: RefSeq, a predicted model, not a curated record
GCAAUUGAUGGUUUGUUUGAUUCUGGUUGCGGUUUUGGGAGACCAAUUCAUGCAAACUGAAGGUGAUCGUGGGAUCGUCUCCAUAGUAAAGGGAGCAUUAACACUAGCAAACAGGAAAAAUGUAAAAGGCCAGACAGGUCUUCAUAAGGCUGCUGAGUAUGGUAAUUUGGAGAACAUUGUAAAGUUCAUCAAUAAAGGAGCCAAAAUUGAUUCGACAGACAAAGAAAAGCGAAAACCGCUUCAUUUGGCUGCUGCAAAUGGUCACAAGGAUGUCGCUGAAAAGCUUAUCACGAAAGGUGCCAAUGUUGAUUUCGAAGACCGCUUCAAACAAACACCUCUUUAUUAUGCCGCUGAGAAUGGUCACAUGGAAGUCGCUGAAAAGCUCAUCAUGAAAGGAGCUAAGAUUAAUCAUACAGACUCUUUUAGGCGGACACCUCUUCAUUAUGCUGCUGCGAAUGGUCAGGCGGAUGUCGUUGAAAAACUUAUCAUAAAAGGAGCCAAAGUUGAUGCCACAGACGAUCUUAAGCAGACACCUCUCUAUUUAGCAGCUGCAAACGGUAAGGCGGAUGUCGUUGAAAAGCUCAUCGCAAAAGGUGCAGAAGUUGAUGCAACAAAUGAUUUUGGGCGGACACCUCUUCAUUUAGCCGCAAUGAAAGGUCACAAAGAUGUCGUUGAAAAACUGCUCAAGGCAGGAGCCAAUCCCAAUAAUAUAGACAAAUAUGGGAUGACACCCUUUCAAACAGCUUUUAAGAAUAGUCACGUGGAUGUCAUUGAAACGUUCAUCAGUAAUGGAGUUGAUGUUAAUUUUGAAGACCAAAAUAAACAGACACUUCUUCAUUUAGCUGCUGAGCAAGGUAAGAAAGAUAUCGCUGAAAAGCUGAUUAAGUGGGGAGCCAAAAUUGAUGCUACAGACAAAGAAAAGCGGACACCUCUUCAUUUAGCUGCUUUGAAUGGUCAUACGUAUGUCGCUGAAACGCUAAUCAGCAAUGGAGCCGAUGUUAAUUUUGAGGACAACAAUAAACAGACGCCAUUUUAUUUAGCCGCUGAGAAUGGUCGAUUGGAUGUCGUUGAAAAGCUCAUUAGCAGUGGAUCCAAAAUUGAUCAUACAGACAGACUUAAACAGACACCUCUUCAUUAUGCUGCUAAGUAUGGACUCAAAAAAAUCGUUGAAACGCUCAUCACGAAAGGAGCCGAUGUGAAUUUCGGAGACCACAUUCAGAGGACACCUAUUUUUGGUGCUGCUUGGAAUGGUCACAUGGAUAUUGCUGAAAAGCUCAUCAGCAAUGGGGCCAACGCUGAUUCCGCAGACGAUCGUAUGCAGACACCUCUUCAUAUAGCUGCUAUGAGGGGUUGUUUGGGAUUCGUCCGAUUUCUCAUCGACAAAGGAGCCUCUAUCACAUCUCAAGAUAAAUUUGGGAAGACUCCUCUUUAUCUAGCUGCUGAGAACGAUAGGUAUGAUGUUGCUAAAGAGCUCAUCAAGAGAGGUUCCGAUGUAAAUGCAGUAAACAAACAUGAAGAGACACCCCUUCAUGCAGCUGCAUUGAAUGGCAACUUAAGGCUCGUUAAACUUUUUGUCGAUAAUGGAGCCAGUACUACUGCUAGAGAUGACCAAGAGAGAACACCGUAUAGUGUAGCGUGUGAAUAUAAUAAGAAGAAAGUUGCUGACUAUCUUUACUAUUAAAGACGCUGAAUUUGCUGAAUAAUCACAUGGUUUUCUUUGAGUUCCAUUUACGAUUGUCAUGUAGAAUAUUAAUUUCAUUACAUU